AUGCACCAGCUCCGCAGCCCGCAGGUGCUGCCGGCCCCUCGCAAGCAGACGUGCGUGCGGGCCAACUCGACGGCAGCGCCCGCUUCUGACGGAGCGAGACUCGACUGGAAUUCCUUCUUCCGGCUGCGGACCUCCCGCCGGCGGUACUCGCUGGCCUCCUCCAUCCUCGCGUCGCUGGUCAGCACGAGCGUCGGCAUGCAGGUCCUCUCGACGCAGGACCUGGAGUCUCUGGGUGCCCAGGUGAUGGGUCUGGACCCUUUCGUCGUGCUGGGCCUGGCGACUGCGGCGUGCGGUGCUGUCGGCUGGCUGGCAGGCCCGUUCCUGGGGAAUGGACUCUGGAGCCUGGUGCACCGGCGAUUCCAGACUUCGUUUGCAACGAAAGAGAAAGAGUUCUACAACCGAAUCAAGCGGUUCCGUGUCGACCCCUCGUCCAACUCGAUCGCCAACCCGGUCCCCGACUACUACGGCGAAAAGAUAGGCAGUGUCCAGGGAUACAGGCAGUGGCUCAAGGACCAGCGAGCCUAUAACCGGAAGCGGACCAGGCAUAUCAUCUAA
Molecule: messenger RNA, 555 nt
Organism: Penicilliopsis zonata CBS 506.65
Lineage: Eukaryota; Fungi; Ascomycota; Eurotiomycetes; Eurotiales; Aspergillaceae
Exons: 2
Coding region: 1-555 (184 amino acids)
Biological process (GO): protein import into mitochondrial matrix
Cellular component (GO): PAM complex, Tim23 associated import motor
Source: RefSeq, a predicted model, not a curated record